Molecule: messenger RNA, 1614 nt
Organism: Labrus bergylta (ballan wrasse)
Lineage: Eukaryota; Metazoa; Chordata; Actinopteri; Labriformes; Labridae
Source: RefSeq, a predicted model, not a curated record
AUGAUAUCAACAUGGCCACCAGGAAGGACCGAGGUGCAGCGAAGGAUCGUGUCCAAGGACGGCCACAACAACGUGCGCAUUGACAACGUGGAGGGCAUGAUGAAGCUGUACCUGCACGACAUCUGGACCACCGUGGUGGACAUGAAAUGGCGCUACAAGCUCACUCUGUUUGCCUCCACCUUCGUCAACUGGUUCAUCUUCGGGGUCAUCUUCUACUUCAUCAGCAUGGGUAACGGAGACUUUGAGGCCGGUCUGAGCUCCAACCACACGCCUUGCUUAAAGAACGUGGCGAGCCUCACUGGGGCCUUCCUGUUCUCUCUGGAGUCACAGACCACCAUCGGUUACGGUUAUCGUUAUAUAUCAGAGGAGUGUCCGCUGGCUAUCUUCACCCUGGUGGCUCAGCUUGUCAUCACGGGCCUGGCUGAGAUCUUCGUCACUGGAGCCUUUCUGGCCAAACUGGCUCGACCCAAGAAACGAGCAGAGACCAUCAAGUUCAGCCAGUUGGCGGUGAUCUGCAGACGACAGGGAAAGCUGUGCCUGAUGGUGAGGGUGGCUAACAUGAGGAAGAGUCUUCUGAUCCAGUGUCAGCUGACAGGAAAGCUCCUCCAGUCCAAUGUGACCGAGGAGGGCGAGAAGACACAGGUCCACCAGAGCGCUGUGGACUUCAACAUGGACUCCAGCAGCGAGUGCCCCUUUCUCAUCCUCCCUCUCACCUUCUACCACGUCCUGGACGAGCGCAGCCCGCUGGCAGGACUGAACGCAGAAAACCUUCACACUCGAGACUUUGAGCUCCUGGUGACCCUCAACGCCACCAUGGAGUCCACUGCAGCCACGUGCCAGAGCCGCACUUCCUACGUCCCUCAGGAGAUCCUCUGGGGCUACGAGUUCAAGCCGGUUCUGUUCAGCACCACAGGGGGUUACGUGGCAGAUUUUAACUUUUUCGACAAGGUUCAAGUGAGCAACGACCCCGCCUUCCUCAGCAACGACACCGAGAAGCUCAAACUGGAGGAGGACUACAAGAAAGAAUAGAGGAUAAACGUUUCAUUACUGAUGAUGACUGUGAGGCCUGGACCUGUGAGCUACCUGCUGACAUAUUGUGACAGUAAAGUCACAGCCAUGGUUCCAUCAUCUCACACAGUUUAUAAAUUAAUUUUAUCACUGUCUUUUUUUUUAAAUAUUCAUUUUAAAUACAUCAUUAGAAAAGAAAGCGGGUUGCAGAGUGGUUGUUUUAAUAAGAUUUUAUUACAUACUUUCAAACUAAAUGGAUCCCUUUAGAUUCAAAAGCAGUCGCUCAAAGUAAUUCAGAUGAAUGUUAGUGUCUACUUAUAGUACGAUGGCUCUGUUAGGUCACUGAAUAUGUAUUUUACUUCCUUUAUUAAAAUCAAUCAGAAUAUUUAUGAUAGGAUUCUUUAAAACAAAUGUAAAGCUUUCCCAUGUUGUGUUGUUAAGAGAUAAGUUGUGAUGGUGUGAUAAGAGACUCAUCAUGAGGCUUUAUUAUGUAGAUUUAUAUGGUUAGUCAAAUGUAUUUGUUUUUUGUAAAUAAAUGUUUCUUUAUUUGUUCAAGAAAUGCAAAAAUAAAUGUCUCCCAGUGUAUACGGGGAGAACCUCCAGUCA